AACCAAGAUGGUGACAACUAGAAACCAAGAUGGUGACGACUAGAAACCAAGAUGGUGACAACUAGAAACCAAGAUGGUGACGACUAGAAACCAAGAUGGUGACGACUAGAAACCAAGAUGGUGACGACUAGAAACCAAGAUGGUGACGACUAGAAACCAAGAUGGUGACGACUAGAAACCAAGAUGGUCACGACUAGAAACCAAGAUGGUGACGACUAGAAACAAGAUGGUGACAACUAGAAACCAAGAUGGUGACGACUAGAAACAAGAUGGUGACAACUAGAAACCAAGAUGGUGACGACUAGAAACCAAGAUGAUAAAGACCGGAUGACGAGGAGGAAGAGCUACGUGGACACCAUCUCUCUGCAGGUGGACAUCAUCUCCAACAUCCUGCCUGACAAGUCCCAGCUGGCCGAGGAGAUCACGUUCGAGACGCUGAAGAAAGCCAUCGACACGACGGGGGUGGAGGAGCAGGAGCGGGAGAAGAGGCGUCAGCUGAUGGAAAAGUUCCAGAAAGCUCCGUUUGAAGAGAUCGCCGCUCACUGCGAGUCCAAGGCGAACUUGUUGCACGACCGUCUGGCUCAGAUCUUUGAACUCACCAUCAGGUCAGCCAUCUUUUUGUUUACCUUUGUUACCAUGCAUAGCCACGUCGUUUACUAG
This is a messenger RNA of Notothenia coriiceps (black rockcod), 660 nucleotides long. Its product is annotated as protein EFR3 homolog A-like. Gene Ontology annotation, biological process: protein localization to plasma membrane. The transcript is spliced from 6 exons. Gene Ontology annotation, cellular component: plasma membrane. NCBI's taxonomy places the organism in Eukaryota, Metazoa, Chordata, Actinopteri, Perciformes, Nototheniidae. The record is from RefSeq and is a predicted model, not a curated record. The coding region runs from base 292 to 660 and encodes 122 amino acids.